This is a messenger RNA of Schistosoma haematobium, 5438 nucleotides long. RefSeq names its product Rab3 GTPase-activating protein non-catalytic subunit (gene RAB3GAP2). Gene Ontology annotation, biological process: regulation of GTPase activity. The record is from RefSeq and is a predicted model, not a curated record. The coding region runs from base 674 to 4756 and encodes 1360 amino acids. NCBI's taxonomy places the organism in Eukaryota, Metazoa, Platyhelminthes, Trematoda, Strigeidida, Schistosomatidae. The transcript is spliced from 24 exons.
GCAGUUAGGAACACAUUUGAAUCCCGUCGUUACUUCUAUAAAUUCACAGGGUUUAUCUACCGGUCGUAUCCAAAUGUCUUUAGAUGUGCUUUUGAAAUGUAAUUUUUCUGAAGCAGAAUUACCUUUUGAUUGGAUACGAAGCGUUCUGUUUUCUAUUCCAUCAAACGUAAAGAUUGUUAUCAUCGGGGUGCAGACUAGGAUGCUUAUUUUUGGAGGCAAUUAUGUAAUGUUUUUAGUCAUUUUCUGUAGAGUUAUCUCGGAACACUGAAGAGUUUGCCCUACUUGGUGAAUUGAAGUUUCAAAGUUGCAUCAAAGCAAUUAGUUGUUUGUAUUUUUCUUCGUAAGAAAAUUCCUUAGUUAGAAGCAGUGGUUUAGUUUCAGAAACCGCAGUGAUGCUAGACGUGGAUCAAAUGUUUACGUUGUUGGACUUGAGAAUGGUGAACUAUUAUUUCUACAUGAGGAUAAUAAAAUUCUUCUGUGUAUCAAAACUGGAUUUGAUUCCGUUAGAUCUAUUCAUUUGACUUCAUGUGGUUAGGAAAAUUUAUGUGUUUUACAUAAAACGACAAUUAUUUACUUUAAUCUUGACGAUCUGGAAGGUGUUUUAUCAAAUAGCUUCACUUACUUGUCAGAUUGUUCUCUCCGAUCUUAUGGAAACACUACUUUUCAGCACACAAUGAUAAUUCGUUAUCGAUCGUUGACAAUUCCAACUGAUGGUGAAAAUAGAUAUUGUUCUUGUUUGUCCAAAUAUCAGAUGGGGAUUUUCGAUUCAUUGGUUCGGAGAUUCGCUUUUGAAUCACAAUUGCGCGAUGACAAGAUGUGUGUUUCACCCAUUCAGACUAGGUGGAUAACAGCUGGCUCUAAUCCAUUCAUCAGCUUCAGCUUUUUAAAUGAGAAUGCAAACCCUGAAGUCUCUCAUUUUGCAUCUUUUGUUUAUCAAGAGGCUAAACGUGCCAUGUUCGGGAUCAAAAAAUACUCUAAUAAUGAUUCAGAACCGUUAGUUGUAACAUGGCCACAACGGAAAGAUGGCUUUACAUAUCCCACUGCUAUGUGUACUCCUUUUUCGAAAACCCCUUUGAGUUUGUCUCAUGGACUGGCUGACAGCCGUCGCCAUAUAUUAUCUUCCGGUGUCGCUAUUUCACCUGACCAUCAUUGGUUAGCGAUUCCCGAUAGCCUUGGAAGAGUUCUUCUUGUGGAUGCUUAUAAAGAGCGUGUUGUACGUAUGUGGAAGGGUUACAGAGAUGCUGAAGUUGCUUUUCUUGAAGUAUCUGACUCUGAAACUCCAUACACUGGCUAUCGUAAUAAACCAAAUAAUUCUGUUAGAAAGACACUUUGUCUAUUAAUUCAUGCACCGCAUCUUCAUUCAUUGGAACUUUGGUGUCUCAUUCACGGACCACGUAUUGUUUCAUGGGAUGUUGUAGAACCAGUUCGCCUUAUUCAAACUGAGCGUCAAAAUUACAUAAAUACUACUAAAUCAAAUGAAUUCAAUUUAAAUUACUAUCAAGUGGUUUUACUUGACUCAUCUGGAUCCAUUUAUACAAUUGGCCUAAACGCAGGCCUGUGUUUAUCAGAUACUAAUACAGAAGCAGCUGUAGACUAUCAAGAAUAUAAAAUUCUUCAGAAACUCUAUAAAACCUUGGAACAAUAUAGUAAUAACUUAAUAUCAGAUCUGUGCUGUUCCUAUGUAACUGAUCUGUUGGUCGAAUUCCGGACAACUCAGUGGUUUCAAAGAGCACUUAAUUAUUUACUAAGUUAUCCAGAUCUUAAUCCCCAAAUGAUUUUGAACAUUGUAACACUGUAUAUACAGUUACUGGAAAAAGGCAAUAAUACUAAUACUCAGGUGAAUAAAAUAAAUGUUAGAAUUUGUUCAAAUGUUAAGGAUUUAGUCGAUUUCUAUCUUCACUUUUAUUCAUUAUAUGAUAAUACAAACGAAGUUAAGAAGUUGGAAUUCACCGAAACAUCACAUAGAACAUGUGUAGAGUUUCUAGCUGAUCUUCUAUGUUGUGACCUUGAAGAUGCUGAGCACUGUUUACAGUUGUAUACUGUUUGUGGUUCAAUUCUACCUAGUAGUUCUAGUUCUGUUGGGAAACCACUUUCUAUACAAAUGUUUCUUAAUUCAUUCCGAUAUGCGUUCAUUUCAAAUAAUGAAACUGAAAAUGCGUCCCAAGAUUCACCAGAGUAUAAAACUAAAUGUGCAAAACAGUAUCACCUACCAAUAAUUCGUUCAGAUAAUUGUCGUAAAACACUAACAGAUAUCGGGUCAUUUAUUUUUAGACCUUAUAUCAAUGGUUUACAAAAUUUUACUUCUUUCCAAACAAUUAUUGAAUUAUCUGAUUUGGAUCCUAAAUUACUCUUGUUCUCUUUCACCUUGUUCAUGUUGAAUGAAGAUAACUACUUAAAUUUACCAAUUUUAAUUGAUCGAAUACACCACAUGUAUUGUUAUAUAAUUUAUCGAAUUCUAGUUGAAUUAUUAUCGUUACCACCUGAGGAAGUAAAAGAAGAUGGAGAUGAUGAUGGUGAAGAAAACAGAGAUCAGGAAAAGUGCAUGAGUGGGGAUUUAAAAAAUGAAAUAAAUUUUCUUGAUUUUCUUGAUAUAAAAUACACUAAAUCAAAACAGCCUUAUUUAAUGUUAUUCGAAUUAACAUUUAAACAAAUAUACAGUUACUGUUUGGAUAGUUAUCAUUUAUCAUCUGCUUAUUUAAUUGCAUUAGUAACGCGUUGUAUACUCUUGCAAAUAUGGCAAACAUUUGAAUCGGAAGGAAAUAUUUUGAAAAUUUUAUAUAAUUAUACACAACGCUCAGAAUUCACAUUACACAGUCCUUUGGAAAAGUUCAAUGAAAUUGGUAAUGAUUCUCCUAGUCAAGAACUUGAUUUUAAGAAAAAUACAAUUGAUUCUGAACUUCAUUCUUUAAAAAUAUCAUCAAAAUUGUUAGGUUAUUUGACGUCAAAUUUACAUCUCGUUGAUAAAUGGCAUCAAACUUGCGCUCAACUUGAAGAUAUAUUAACUGUUGGACUGAUUCUGUUAUGUCCGAUGAAUCCAAAGAAAGAGCUCCAAGAUUCUCAUCAUUCUCUUCCAUAUGUUUUUCAUUUUAAUUUGCGAUAUGUUUUAACUCAUGGUCGUUCCUAUUUAACUGGUGUAUUCUCAUCCUGGAUUGUAAAAAACAACAUUACACCUGAACAAGUUUUGAGUUUCUAUCAAAGGAUCUGUGCAAAAUCAUUACCAGUUGAAGAUGAAAGCGCAAACGAUUUAAUCACUUGUGAUUCAGCUCAUAUUAGACAAGUCAUUUUCUCACUGGCCUAUAAACGUCUUCCUUUCACAUUGGAAUUAGAUACUAUUCUAUCAACUGUUUGUUGGAUUCAUUUUCAAUGUUGGCUUAAUAAACUAGAACAUAUAAAUCAUUUGAUAUCUUGCAUUGAAUUUAUCAGUCGAUUUAGUUCAGCUGGUACAAUGAUUGCUCAGGGCUUAGGAACAAUGAUAUGGAAUAAAGGUCUCAUAAAUUGGAUUAAACCGAUUCUGGCUAUUGGAAGGGGUGAUAAAACACUCGAUAAAUGUCGUGAUAGUUUUCCACAUAUAUUGGAUGUAGCCGUAUGCUUAAUUGAUUUCUUUCGAAUAUAUUCGAAUGCUUGCCAACGUGCUGAAGUGGUACCAGUCUUUUCAGUAGAAUCUGAAUGGAGUGACUUCGACACUUGUAAUAAUGACAAACCUUUUCCAUUCAAUGAUAAAGCAUUUGAGGACAAAUCGUCUGUGGAUUUAGAUGCUCAAUCUCCAAUUUUUAAUGACAAUGCUGCAAAGAAUAUGUUUAGUGAGGUCUCAACUGGUGAUUCAUGUAGAAAAUGUUUAGUUCAAGAUGCUGUCAAUCAACCUGUUCCUAAUAUGCUUUCAAUAAUUUCAUGGGAACAACUUAUUAUUGUUGCAUCAUCUUUCAUCACAUUCGGUAGACCUGAGAAAUUUGACAAAUCUAAUCGACAAACAAUCGAUAUGAAAUUCUAUUCACCUAUUGACUUUUUCCCAUCACAAGAUUUACAUAUUAUAUUGUCACCUGAUAAUCCAAACUGGGUUAGCACAGGUGUUGGAAACAAUGUUGAUGAUGAUUUAGUAAUAAGGCGACGCUUUUUCCUCUAUUGGUUAAUUGAAAAAUGUGUUGCACGUCUUUCAUUGUUACCUAAUUCACAACGUUGUGCAACUCCAUCAUUCAUUACAGACGAAAAUAUAAUCUGUUCAGUUAAUCAUCAAUCUGAUUGCACUUUUAGAGCUGUAGAUAUUUAUGAUCGAUUUAGUUCAGCUGCCUUUACUUUGGCUAACCAUUGGGGUUUUCCAAAAGAUACUGUAGUUAUACAACAUAUAGUAUCCUUAUUCGAAGCUAAUCUAGAUGAUCAAGCUGAGCUUUUUUUAUCAAAAGUUCAAGACCCUAGUAAUUUGGCUGUCCGAUUAUUAUUCAUUGUGGGACGUCGUGUAGCUGAUCGAUGUUAUGGUCCAGGACAUAAUAAUACAAAACAACGAUUACGUUUACGCGUAUUCAUUCCACUGACAAUUGAAGCAUGGCUUCGUGGUCUAUUACCACCGAUUUCAAGUUUGCCUGAUAGUCAACAAAUUAAUGAUCAUGACUCUCAAUUCACUUCAUCUACAACAGACGUGACAAGAUUGACAUUUCUUAUUGACUAUGUAAUACAACAUCUACCACAAUAUGCAAGCCAAUUGCCUAUAGCUGAAGAACUACGAGAUAUUAUUCAAGCUAUUGUACAAUUAGAUACAGAAUAGUAUUCCUUUCCCUUUUUCUAAUCAUAUAUGCAAGAAUCUCUUCAACAAUGUUAUUUUUCUCUUAUUAAAUGAUAGCGAAUAAACAUCUUUGAUUAUAAAACAUGAGUUAACUUGAUACAUUGUUUCUUUUCUUACUCAAUAUUGUCAUAGAGUACAAUUAACAAAAGUUUUGUGAUAGACGAAAAUGAAACAAUUUUUUUGGUUAUAAUGUUCAACUCUAUUAUAGUAUCUAAUAUAUUUGGUCAUCACCAUCAUCAAGUCAGUCGCAACGUAGAACCAUGGUACUUACUUACAUCGGUUAAAAUUGUUAUACCCCAACAACACAGCGAGAUGAAAUUGCUACAGUAAAUCCCAGAGUAGUAGAGGUAGUAACAGCAAAGAUUAAGCAUCGAAGAUACGAUUCGAGAAAAACAUAGAUUGGUGAAAUAAAAAAUUAUUGAUUCAGAAACUUAAAAUCUGAGGAAUGGUAAAAAGUAGAUGCAUCUACGCCGUUGCAAAUGAUUUCGAGUCAUGUCAUUCAAAGUCCUUAACGAUUGGCCAAGGUAAUCGUGCGGACACCAACCAGGUAGCCUACACCUAUUGAAAUAGCUCAGUCCAGUUUUCAUUGGCUGAUGCUAUGCAUUAGUUUUGUUAGCGGGAUAUAGAUUGAAUUGAAACAUGCUCCAUGCACGAUUGCGUUGGC